AUGGCGCCCACCAGAAUCACCCUCGAGGACGUACAGGCAUGGGCAAUCCGAGACUUCCCUGACGAGUUCAAGCACCUACCUGAUGCGGGAGUAUUCCGUACACAGUUCAACAUCAUCCGCGACCGCAAUCACAACAACAGCUUCAAAAGCUUUGUCAUAGGCAGCACCUACACUAAAACAAGGAAGCCAGUAGAUCUCAUGGCCUGGCUUGCAGGCCCCCGCAUAAUCAUCGGCUACAUUGGAAAGAACCGGAAGGGGGAGCCGCAGGUUCGUCAUAUGACCUUGACAGAGGAGAACGCCUCUUCUUGGAGCUUGGAGUUCCCAUUCAACUUGAUCCCACCAACUCAUAGCCAGACGGAGGUUGCUUGCUGCGAUGCUAUGCUACGCUACUACUUCCUUGCGAAAGGCUGGAGUGAAGGCGUAAUCGACGAUUCGAGCGUGUUCAAUAGGUUCGUAUCCAGAUUUCCGUACGCUCUCCGGGCUGUUGCCGAGGCGGUCGCGGAGACGCCCGAACCGGUUCCGACCCCAUACGCUUCGAUCUUUCCACCAGAGGCUAGUCGUGUGCCGAUAGCAUCAGCAAACUACCAGUCGCCUUAUCCCGAGAGGGAUCCCUACCUUUUCGAGCAUAUUGCGAACGACCCACUCCCAAGCCAGUCGUAUACUGUGCUCAGCAGCCCGUCGCCCAGUCCGCCGCCAGUCGAGGACCCUAUAACGCCCCAGGUAUUCCGCUCCCCACUUGAGCUGCAGACCCGAUCCGGACAUCUAGAACCAGUCAAUCCUGGUGGCGAUAAGAUCGUGGCACUCGAUGGGUCGAACGAUGCCGACGAGCGAGACAGCUCCGGGCUGCGAAACAAGCUUUUCGAUCUCAACAUCCGGCUAAUGAUUGCGGAAGGUCUCGCUCGGGAUGCUGAGACCGCAGCGCGGACAGCUCAGGAAGAAGCACAACUCUGGAGGAAGAGGUAUGAAGAAGCCGAGCUCUACAGGAUCAAAUAUGAGGAGAUCAGGAGCCACUUUGGAUUGCAGGAGCAGGAUGAACGCAGAACGUGA
Molecule: messenger RNA, 1047 nt
Organism: Alternaria novae-zelandiae
Lineage: Eukaryota; Fungi; Ascomycota; Dothideomycetes; Pleosporales; Pleosporaceae
Exons: 2
Coding region: 1-1047 (348 amino acids)
Source: RefSeq, a predicted model, not a curated record